AAAAUGCUUAGAUGCCGGUACGAAACAAAUUAUCGGAGGAUUAGAAUGAAAUAAUUCAUCGAAAAGCAGCAAAGUAUGGAGAUGAACUGGAUUCACCACCUCCUCGCACAGCCUAUACACGAGAGAGCUGGAAAGAAGAUUUUUGGAGUUGCAUAUUUUCUCAGAUACUUGUCCAUCGAAAGAACUCGAGGAACUCCAACAGAAAAAGAAGGGGACUUGCUACACAAUGAAAAUUAUUAAUUUUGAAAUGCAUUGUUAAAUUUUUUGUUAAAUUUUUUUAAGAUUUUCAAUUUAAUAAAAUUAAAUUUAUA
This is a messenger RNA of Caenorhabditis elegans, 311 nucleotides long. It is a transcript of the gene T06D10.3, whose product is annotated as Fatty acid desaturase. The record is from RefSeq and is marked reviewed. NCBI's taxonomy places the organism in Eukaryota, Metazoa, Nematoda, Chromadorea, Rhabditida, Rhabditidae.